AAAAAAAAAACAAAGAUGGCAGUGUAGAGAGCUAGGGACGAACUAUCGAGACGACGAUAGCAAAAAAUAGCAGGUUUAAGGAUUUCAGGUGAGACCGGAGUGUGUUUGUGUUGUUAGGCGGAGAGGACGCGGCUAGGCUAGGCUAAGUUCGGCUAGGCUAGCCGGGGCAGGUCGCACUGUCACAGCCGAAUAACGGAGUCACCAGCUGGAGAGCACCAACAACAAGACUUGUUUUGUCGGUGCUGGGGAGAGCAGUGCCUCCAGGCUAGCUACAUUUUCGCAUAUUCAUAUUCAGGGGGAACUUCAGUAAGCAGCCAUCACAUCUGCACUUCACUUCACUUCACAGCCCGACAUAUUUGAUAUAUUUAAUAUAGUCUGCGGUGGUGUUUACUUCCCUCAGAAGUGUUUUUUGUCAGGGGCUCACAUAUGAAUCGGAGCUUAUUAUUACGAAAGAGUUGGUACACACACAGUUGGACGCGUUGUAGGCUGUGGCUGUAAGUCCACAUUUCCACAGUGAAUAGUAAUAAUAAUAAUAAUAGCGUGUGCUGUGCGCCUGGUCUCGGUCGGAUGUCUUCCAUGGAAGAGCGAGGCGAGGUGGCGGCCGCUCCAGGCUCGUCCUCAGCCGGCUUGGGUGUCGGGCCGGAGGCCGUGGUUGCAGGUGCGGGUUUAUCCGGGAUUCAGGAAGAAUCGGGCAUGCGGAGUUUGAGAGAGGGUUCCGGUUCCGGUUCUGGUCCGGAGACAGAUUCGGACGCGCCGCCCAAAAAGCGCGUGAGGCUGCAGGAGGGUGAAGCGGGUAAGCUGGAGGAGCGACUCUACUCCGUCCUGUGCUGCACCGUGUGCCUGGACCUCCCCAAAGCCUCGGUUUACCAGUGUACAAACGGGCACUUGAUGUGUGCUGGCUGCUUCAUCCACCUGCUGGCAGACGCACGGCUGAAGGAAGAGCAGGCCACAUGCCCGAACUGCCGCUGUGAGAUCAGCAAGAGCCUGUGUUGCAGGAAUUUGGCAGUAGAGAAAGCUGUAAGCGAACUGCCCUCGGACUGCAGCUACUGCCUCAAACAGUUCCCCCGCUCCAGCCUGGACCACCACCAGUCAGAAGAGUGCCAGGACAGGCUUACGCAAUGUAAAUACAAGCGGAUCGGCUGUCCGUGGCAGGGGCCAUUCCAUGAGCUCACUGCUCAUGAGGUCGAAUGCUGCCACCCAUCUAAGACUGGCAUCGAGCUGAUGGGCAUCCUGGAUGAGAUGGAUCAGAGCCAUCGUAGAGAGCUACAGCUCUAUAACAGCAUCUUCAGCCUGCUGAGCUUUGAGAAGAUUGGCUUCACAGAGGUGCAGUUUCGGCCGUACCGCACGGACGACUUCAUCACCCGGCUGUACUACGAGACGCCGCGCUUCACCGUGCUCAACCAGACAUGGGUGCUGAAGGCACGUGUCAACGACUCAGAGCGCAACCCCAACCUUUCCUGUAAGCGCACACUCUCCUUCCAGCUGAUCCUGAAGAGCAAAGUAAACUCGACGCUGGAGUGUUCCUUCCUGCUGCUCAAGGGUCCGUACGACGACGUGAAGAUCAAACCCGUUAUCCAGCACCACGUGUUCUCCAACGACGCCAACGAGACGGAGUACGCGCCUCUGCCCAUCAGCGACAGCGUUGAGUGCAACAAGCUGCUGGCUGCCAAAAACAUCAACCUGCGCCUCUUCAUCUUUCAGAUCCAGAAAUAGGUGGAGAAUGGAGGAGCGGAGGAAGCAAAAGGAGGCAGGGAAGGAGAGGAAAGGUGAAGAAGUGACACUGAACCACACAUACCUCGAUAAGAACAAGGAUGAGAGCGCAAGCUAUUUAGAGAUGGCCUAUACAACCUGCAGUCGCCUGUGUUUGUUUGUGUGUUCCUCUAUGUGGUUAAUGGAAAUGUUUUCUGAUCCUAUAUGGUCCAAAAUGAGUGUCUGUUCAUCAAUGAUCUGACCCUACUGAUCUGUCGCUAGUUAAAAAAAAAAACCCAGGACAGUCCUGAUUGGACACCACCUUCAUAUUGUAUGUGUGGGAGUGUGUGCUUGCAUGUAAGUAUGAAUGAGUGUGAAUGCGCAAGAUAACCUAAUCAAAGCACUACAGACAAGUUGACUAUCUCAGCAUGAGUGCGUGUGCGUGCGUGCGUACGCGUGUGUGUGAGAGUAUGCAUAGAUUCUCUUGUGACUGUGAGACAGACAGGCUUGUUGGAGAUGUAAUCCACGAUGUACUGGAUUUAAUGUUUUUAAACAGCCUGCAGUUUAGGCAGUGUUACUUAAGACAUCCUGUGGUACUGUACGUGUAUGUGUGUGUGUGUGUGUCCAUGCAGUGGUUCUCUCCUUCUUAGAACCCUCCUCUCAAGGCUUACACACACACGCAUACAUACACACACAGAAUCUCAGCAGAAAAUAGGCUGCACCUGCUUUAAAUGUAUUUUUGUAAGUGAAGGGAGACAUUUUACUUGAGGUACAGCAGGUCAGGCAGCCUGAACAAAAUGGCUGCUGACCCCUCCGAAUGCAGAAGAGUGGAGUUUGCAUGUUUUUAGUUUUUCCUUGGUGUGUUCUUAGGAGCGCACACGUUUAUCCCAGUAGCAUUAUAGUCUUGUAAACUAACUUAAGUUCGAUAUUUUUAACACAAUUGCUAUUUAAAAAUCUGUGAAACUUUAUAUCUUAUUUAGAGUUUGAGUUGUCAUUUCAUAUUUUCCUCACUUAAUUCUCACACACACAGUCACACCUUUCUGUACAGCCUUUAAUGGCACCAGCUAAUCAAUCAUUCUUACUUUAUUUUAACCCGAAUGCAUUACAGUUAGCAACAAAUAAUCUCACCAUAGAAACAGACUGCCCCUACACACACACACACACACACACACACACAGAGUGAGCGAGCCAGACCAGGGCCUAAUCACAUCCCUCUGGUACUGAACUUGACUGUAACUGAUCCGUUUUGACAUACUUGAAUUCUUGCAGGGGAGAGGACUAGUGAAGCUAGACGGUGUGCUCGAUAUCGAAGAGUCUAGUUUGAACCUGUUUCUGUAUUGAAAAAGCUUUCAAUUCUCACAUUACACUCUGCCUGUAUUUGUGCCUUUCUAUUAAAGCUCAUCGAAACAAA
Molecule: messenger RNA, 3100 nt
Organism: Neoarius graeffei (lesser salmon catfish)
Lineage: Eukaryota; Metazoa; Chordata; Actinopteri; Siluriformes; Ariidae
Gene: zftraf1
Product: zinc finger TRAF-type containing 1
Exons: 4
Coding region: 568-1713 (381 amino acids)
Cellular component (GO): nucleus
Molecular function (GO): zinc ion binding
Source: RefSeq, a predicted model, not a curated record